GUUGUGUUGCUUACGUCACAGCUCCUCAUAAAAGUUGUCGAACGCGGAAGUGGAGCAGAAAUCGUCCGAAAGAAAGCGGAAGUUUAGAGUCAAACUCGGUUCGGACCUCGUUCUCGUCGCUGGAACUGAAGGAAACUGCCGCCAUGACGGAAGUGUACUCCACCACCACGGCCCCCAACCCCAAGAACUCCUGCUUCCUGGUUCCCUCCAAACUGCUGGAUUGGAACCAGUUUGUCUUAAAGGCGGCUGAAGUGCUCCUGUCCCUGGUGGCCUUCGUCCUGGAGGAGCUGGUGUCCAGCUGCAUCAGCUGCACCCCCCUGUACUUCUUCGAGUUCGUCAGCUGCACGGCGUUCCUCUUCACCGCGCUGCUCCUCAUCCUCCUCUCCACCAGCCUGCACCAGAAGGUCGGCAUCUCCUGCUGGUCCAAACUGGACUUUGUUUACACGGCGGGGAUCUCCAUCCUCCUCCUGAUCUCCUCCAUCGUGUUCGCCGCCAGUAACACCGGGUCCAAUCUGGAGAAGGUUGCUGUGGUCUUUGGAUUCUUGGCGCUCCUGGCGUUCCUCUUAGAUGUUGGUUACUUCGUGAAGACCCGCGGGUUUCCCUUCAGAACCGACCCGGCUCCUGGUGUCAGUAACGGCGGCCCGGCGGUGGUGGCGACUCAUGAGACGGAGAGGCUCAACGAGCAGCCAUAAGUCUGCUCCACGUCCAUCUUCGUUUUAGCCGUAGGCGGAGCUUCAAUGGUUCCUGUCUGUCAUUGGUGGAUUUCCCCCCCCCCCACGUGGCCGUCAUUCAUUUAACGUGAAAACACGACAGUUCUUCAGAAACAUGUAGACACUAAAACUUCUGCUGUCUUUGCUUUCUGCUGCUUCAGAGAUUCACUAAACUCCUGCAGACGGUCUGGACGGGUCAGAACCGGAUCUUUGUCCUCCUGAGGUUCUGAGUAUCAGAACAAACAGUUUCUUGAUCUCUGCACCCAGAGAGGGAGGAGUGGCUCCUCCCUCUCUGGGUGCAGAGAGGGAGGCGCCACUCCUCCUCGGAUCCUCCUGCAGUCCUCAUGUUCUGGCUGCUGCUGGGAUGUUUUCAGUCCAGAACCGGAGCGGUUCUGCUCUGCUGUCCAUUAGUGCCUUUAAAGGUCCUGAAGGACCAAGCUCCGCCCCUCAGCCUGGUCCUCGGCUCUUCACGGGGCGGGACAUUCCUGGUGGAGCGCCCCCUGCAGGUCUGUUUGUAAUGUUCCUGGGGAGGACCUGCAGGGGGCGCCGUCCCUCAGAGCUCAGGUCUGCUUCUGCUUCGCUGGCUGCUGUUUUCUAUCCUCUGCUGCUGAAUUUCUGUACUUCCACUCAUUGGCUGGUUCUGAUGUCAUGGUUCUGAUCCGCCCAGUCUUUUCCUGAAGUUUCCACAUCAGAAUCAUUUCUGUUCUGUUGAGUUUAGAUGAUCUCCUGAUCAACUGAAACCGGUUUGAAAACGUUUCUCUGUUCUGAUGUGAGGACGCAGCGUCUCCACCGGGUCUGGUCCUGGUCCGGCCCGGUCCAGCAGGUGGCGCUGUUGGCCAGGCUGUGGUCAGCUCCUCUGGAUCUUCAGUUUGGAAGGUCUGCUGACUGGAUGGAAGUUCUGAAGUUCUGCUGGAGGUUCUGGUUCUGGUUUCUGCUGAAGUCUGUUUUCGUCUGAAACGGCCGUUUCUGUUCUGUGGAUCUUUUUAAAUGAUUUUAUUGAAGCGUUUUUUACUUUGAUCUGUUACAGACUUUAGUGUUUGUGAGUGAAGACAUGAAGAACUGAAGGUUUCACUCUUUUAGCCGACAAUCUGCCUUUUUAAGGAUUUUUUUUUAAAAUUGAAAUGUUUUGUAAUUUGGUUCUUCUGUGCCUUGGUGUGAGUUUGGCGCCGCUCUGCUGGACGCCGCUCUGCAGGACGCCGCUCUGCAGGACGCCGCUCUGCAGGACGCCGCUCUGCAGGACGCCGCUGUGGCCUUUGUUCUGAUUAACGAUAAAGACGUUUUCACAAAACA
Molecule: messenger RNA, 2000 nt
Organism: Oryzias melastigma (Indian medaka)
Lineage: Eukaryota; Metazoa; Chordata; Actinopteri; Beloniformes; Adrianichthyidae
Gene: cmtm6
Product: CKLF-like MARVEL transmembrane domain containing 6
Exons: 5
Coding region: 144-692 (182 amino acids)
Cellular component (GO): membrane
Source: RefSeq, a predicted model, not a curated record